AUGCUGGUGAUUAACUGCGCUUUAAUUUUAGCGCUCAUGCAAAGUGGGACAGGUGAGUGGCCAUCAUCUUGAAAUUAAUUUGAUAUGACAAUAUGCGACAAUAGGCUAUCGACCUACUUGCCAGAAUAUAGGCUAUAUCUGGAAUUCAAGAUCACCAUGCAUAGGCUAUUUUAUGACUCUUAUGAAUAAUAGCCUAAUAGGCCUAUGUUAUUUCCCCAUUUUUCGAUUUGACUUUUUCCCAUAAUAUAGGCCUAAUACUUACGUUGGCUACGCCUAUAUUCGGCGGUAUUAUGGCGACGACGCAGUGGAUAGAAUGUAUCAUAAUAAAUUCCAUUGUGGGAUGAAUUGGGCACACAGUGCGUGCCACCAGCUGACGGUUCCGUUAUCUGCCUUGUUCUCUUUACAGUUAUGAAUGGCAAAGGUUAAAACUAGUUAUCGAUAACUGAUAGCGCAGUAGCUUAUCACCCAGGCCCGAUCCUGACCGAUAUGCUACUCUAGGCGAGAUUUUUUUGGGGUCUGAUUUCUGAUUGUCUUAACUCACAACCACUAAUAAGCUGAGCUUCUCAGUCAUUUUUUCUUCACCUCACACUGUAACCUAAGUCAACAAAGUCAUUUUUUUAAAUAUCCAUUGCGAAUAAUAGUUCCUCAAAUUUGACAAAUCUUUCCAACACUCUCCCCCUGAAUAAUCAACAAGCCUCGGUGUGAAAGAGCAAAAAAGUACCUGUACAGUUUUCCCUCAAGCAAAAAACAGCUGUGUCUGUCUAGAGCUCACGUGCACAGUAAACUCUGAGGCCCCGGGAGUAGGCUAGUUGAUACAAUGUUGCAAGUUUGUUAUAGCUAUAGCUUCCGGCCUGACCCAGUUGAUUGAUUUGGUACAAUGUUGCAAUUCAAUAGAUAGUUCAAGACAAAUAAAAAGGAAGGCAGAGAGGCGAAGUAGAGAGAUAAAUGCGAUUGCAAGAACCUGCAUUUUCAUCAUGAUAUUUUCUAAUGUUUUUAUUUGUCGGCUUUAUGUAUUUUUACUUAGUUGACAAUGGAAGUUAUAGGCCUGCUGCAUUGGCCUAUAGGCCUAAACUAUCUCUGAGUUCCAUGCGCUCAUUUCUUUAGCCACCAAUGGCUCACAGUUUAUCAGUGUCCAUAUGGCAGAGAGCACUAUAUCAAUGUGUCUAUAUGGCAGAGAGCACUAUAUCAAUGUGUCUAUAUGGCAGAGGCUGGUGCUCUUGCAUUAGUUUAAUUUUAACUUGAUAUAUUUGUAUCAUUUUAAUUCAGAUUUGUAUUAAUAACCACGUGACAAUGAUUUUGAUUAACGAAAACGUUAUUAUUUAAAUUAAUAAUUUCCACGAAAACUGGCAUGCAGAUCGGUAGAAAUGGUAGGAUCAAUUGUAAGCUUCCCCAAACUUGAAACUCAUUAUGUCAGAUACCCAAGUUUUUAGGCAUGGCAUUAUCUUGUAAAAUGCAGUUCAUAUUUUCUUCUUAGCAAUCAUCAGCUCAGAAAUUGAUGAAUAUGCCUAAAAACUUGAAAUUGCUCAUUAGCAUGACAAUUUAGCCCACUGAGUGAAACUCCCUGACAGUAGUCUUGAGUAGCCUAAUUCCAUUCAAUAGGCUAUUGUCCAUUUUACUUUGACCUGUCCUGUUUUUAGGAUGUGGUGUGUUUGUUAACAUGUUAAUUAAUAUUCACAUCCAAGCGCAUUUUUAUUUAAUAGUGCGCCAUUUAGGCUAUUUGUUUGGAAACAUGCAUUAUGUAAAAAGUAUGUUUCAUGACAUUGUCAUAAAUUUGGUCGCCCACAGAGGCUAUAUACUGUUUAUACUGUAUAGGCUACAUGACUUAUGUUCGAUGACUUUGACAGAGCAUUGGUGGAGCGCUACAGUGCUGCGUCUCUCCAACAGCACCGCGUCUCUCCAACAGCACCAUGGAGAGGCACGCUGGGCAAGGACAAGCUAUAUAUUGUGUGCCCGAGUUUGGCAAAGUGGGCACUGCUUAUCAUGGGGCAGCAUCAGCGCUCUCCUCAAUAGCCUAUAUGCCACUGGGUGAGAGAAGUUUUCAUUGUUUUGGGGCAGAAUUAUGUGAGGUGCUAUGUGUUGUUGGAGGUGUAGGUCGGAAAAUGCUGCCCUCAUCAAUCUACCACCGCCUAAAUCUAAUUUACCUGAUUUACUCUAAUAUUAUUGGGUUACCGUGGAUGAUGCAACCUGAGAUGCAUCUGCUGCACAUUGCUUCCUUUCCUGCUGGACACAGUGCAUUGACACCCUCCCCAUGGGAAAAUAGCCUUCAAUAUGCAGUUACGAGAUCUCUUAUUUUAUAUUUAUUCUGCAUUAACUCUCUCCAUCCACCCCAUCUUCAGCCUCCAGGUGUGUAGACCAUGCCUGCAGUCCUCCCAUGAGCAACCUGGCCAGUGGCAGGACCCUCACAACCCUCUCAGGCUGCUGUGGGAAUGGGUCCCACCACUCCACAUGCCCCACUCCCCUCCACCCCUGUCCAGUUGACCUCCACCCGCCUGCCCACAUGGUGGAUGAUCCCUUCCUGCACCCAGCCACCUGGUGGGCUUCAGGCGUGGGCACUGACCAGGAGGAGGAGGUCCGUCUGGACCUGGAGACCCGUUUCUGUCUGACCCACGUGGUGCUGCAGUUCCACUCACCCAGGCCCGCUGCCAUGGCCAUGGAGCGCUCGCAGGACUUUGGUCAGACGUGGGAGACGCUCAAGCUGUUUGCACAGAACUGUAGUCUGGCGUUUGGUCUUCCUGAUGACACCGGUCAGCCUGGCUCGCUGUGUACGUCCCGGUACUCCAGCGCUAAGCCGUGCAGCAGGGGAGAGGUAAGGGGACAGAAUGUCUCAUUUACUCUGUGGGGUAAGACACCAUUUUAAAAGCACAGUAGACAAACAGUAUACAGUAGACCCUUAUGUUUCUCAAAAGGUAAUAUUCCGGAUUCUGGGCCCUGGUGGAUUAGUUGACCCCUACAGUCCGGAGGGCCUUUCCCAGCUGACCCUCACCAACCUCCGCCUCAGACUUCUCAAGGCCCAGACCUGCCCAUUAUCUUUGGCACCUUCCACCUCUUCUUCCUCCAUUGGACUCUCCAACCCUCCUGCGGACCUGAAUCUUCCCCCCCUCACUUCCCCCCAGCCCAGCACAGAGCCUCCUGCCUCAGCUCCCUUUUCCAUUUACACUCUCCUGGCUCGAGGGACGUGUCUCUGUCAUGGCCAUUCAGAACACUGUUUACACAGUGGCGGACAGGACACACUGAAGGACAUGGUGAGUGUGGCCUGCUCAGCCUGUGUGUGUGUGUGCGUGCUUUAAAAAUGCUUAAUUAUCUAAGCUUGUCCUUUAUUGUGUUAAAUAGCCGUGUUUAUUGCAGGUGCCUGGCAGGUGUGUAUGCACUCACCACACAGUAGGAGAACACUGUGAGAGGUGUGCCCUGCUAUACAAUGACCGUCCCUGGAGGGCAGCCAAUGGCAGCAGUGGGGAGCCACACCCGUGCCACAGUGAGUGCCCUACUAAGAGGGGUCACUGGCCAGACAGUGUUGGGUUGCCAACUUAAAUCAAGCUCAUGUUGAGAGAUUAUAGUAAUACUUCAACACUGUUUACAUUUCAGUUAUUACGUUUCAUUCAAACAUUAAUAAAAUCUCCUGGAAAAGUUUUGCUUGCAGGGAGGUCAAGACUCCAAGCCAAACCAGGAGUGUUGGCAAACCUACCAUUGGGUGUCAUCUCAUAACCUAUCCUUCCAGCUUACUAACCCCUCCAUCCUUUCUCCCAUCCCAUCGUUGUCUCCCUGUGCUCCAGAGUGUGAGUGUCACGGCCAUGCGCAGAGUUGUCACUUCUCCCAGAGGGAGUGGCUGUCCUCAGGGGCCACCAGUGGGGGCGUCUGUGACGAAUGCCAACACAAUACAGCAGGGCGCAGGUGCCAACGCUGUCGCCAUGGUUACCACCGCCACCCGGCCAUGCCCCUUGGCUCCUCCCACAUCUGCACACGUAAGUCAGGACAACCUAUGGACAAGUGAAAGUAAUAUAGAAUAAUGUCUGAAUGCUACAUUUCCUCUGUUGUACAUUCAUUGUUGUCCCACAUGUCAGUGAAUUCCAGUUAUACAUAAUGUAUAACAGUGCUUGAAACUGCAGGCAUGGGUGUAUAUUAAAACAUCUGUCUCCCUCUAAUGGUGUGGAUUUGUAACAGCAGUAUGUGGGGGUAGAGCGAGAAGAGACGAAGGAGAAAUUAAUGUGUAUGGUCUUGAUAAGUCUUUUUCUCACUCUUUUUCACAGGUUGUUGGUGUGACCCACUGGGCUCAUUACCAGCCAGCUCUGGGGAGGAGGGCCCAUGGUGCCACCCGAGGAGUGGACAGUGCCACUGCAGACCUGGUGUGGGGGGAACAGGCUGUAGCCACUGUCUCCCUGGGUACUGGGGCUUUGGGGAAGAGGGGUGCAAACCCUGUGCUUGUCCCCAAAACUGUGACCCCCACACUGGAAUCUGCCUUGACAGGUAAGCCCUAAGACCAUUUUUCUCUACUAAAUCCAACAUUUCUUAUGUGGCUUACUUUCCUAUUUCCAGUUUCACUCUACAAUAACAUCUUCCCUCCAUAUUCUCGUUGUCACUUCAGCAGCUAUGCAAAUAACCAGGUUUUCAAUGUCCCUAUGGGGGGCAAGAUUCCUGACAUGGACCAUGCCUUGACCAAUGAGGGUGAGGCAGUGUGGUCAAAGGAACUGGCAGUCUCUGCUAUGCACUACACAGGUGAAUGAUGAUGCACACUAGCAUUAGAGUUAUGCACCACACUACUUAAAGCUUGCCGCCAUGGGUUUGAGUAAACAUAUUAAUGUACUGCUGACACUUUCUGUCUAUGGCUCCUUCCAGGGAAAUGCAGCUGUAAGGAGAGGAAGUUGAGGAGUGUCUCAGAUCUCUGUAAGACCAAACAUGCCUAUGGUAAAAUAUUUCCCAAGGUUCUCACAUACUGUACAUCCUACAUUAUUUUAAUUUCCCCCUCACUCUGUAAUGGGCUCUUGGACAUUGGUCAAGCCAAGUGAUAUAAGCAGUGCAUACAGUACUGCAGUGUAUGGCGUUUAAAUUCCGGUGGGAAUUUAUGCUGCAUUAAGUGUACAUUCCAUAAUUCUUUGAUUUAUCUGGGUGUCACUGCUUUCAGUGAUUAUAUUUACAUCAUUUAGCAGACGCUCUUAUACAGAGCGACUUACAAAUUGGUGCAUUCAACUUAUGAUAGCCAGUGGGACAACCACCUUUUUUUUAUUUUUUUAAUUUGUUUUAUGGGGGGUGGGGGAAGAAGGAUUACUUUAUACUAUUUCAGCUAUUCCUUAAAGAGGUAGGGUCCCCAGUGAUGUAUGUCUCCAUGUGUGUCUGUGGCAGUGAUCAAAGCCAGUGUGUUGUCUGCUCAUGACAAGGGGAGCCACGCAGAGGUACAGGUCAAAGUUCGCAAGGUCCUGCGGUCAGGACAGGUGCCCCUCUCCCAGGGCACACACAGUCUCUACCCCAUAUCCUGGACUAGCCGGGGGUGCACCUGCCCCAUCCUUAAUCCAGGUAGCCCAACAUAUACAUCACCAAACAGAACAGAGUAUUGUGCUACUAUAUUCAGUAAUGUUCUAAAUAUCGUCCUUAUUUUUCCACAAGGUUGGUAGCUACUCUGUUCACUCUGAUAUAAGUUAUUCUAAACAGGAUUGAGGCUGAACUCUCUCUCCUCUCCCUCUUCUUCCAGGUGUGGAGUACAUGCUGGCAGGUCCAGAGGAGGCAGGGACGGGGCGGCUGUUGGUCACCAUGCAGAGUGUGGUGGUUCCCUGGACCCCCCAACUGGGGGCCCACAUAUCAGAGGGCCUAAGGCAGGGCUGCCCCUGAACACCAUCUCCAAGCCCAUAACAGAGCACUCUGAAUGGAAACGGACCAGGGGAAUCACUGGUUCAGUAGAUAAUUCAGGAAAGGGACUGAAUCUCAAUGGAUAAGGCUUGACCAAGUGUCUUGACCAAUAACUGCUAUGGAAGAUCUUGCCCAUAUAAGACUACAACCCUGCCAUAUCAUGCAAAGAGGAUGGACUGGAUUCUGGAAUCUUUUGAGCCAUUCUUAGGAAGAUGAUUUAACUUGAGUCAUACCACACACACGGACAUAAAAAAAAACAUCCCUCUGGAAUCUGUUAGACACAAACCCUAGUAUACAAGCUUUACAGACGUUCAAAGCCAUGCCUUUUAUGCCUACUAGGUUCUGUCUCAGUACAUUACAGUGCUGCUUUUGACUGCUUAUAGUGUACGGCCUUUUUCAGUAUCCAGUUCCAAUCAUUUAUUUUUCAUGUGAAGUGUGCUAAUGAAAAUGCAAUAAAUACA
Molecule: messenger RNA, 6296 nt
Organism: Coregonus sp. 'balchen'
Lineage: Eukaryota; Metazoa; Chordata; Actinopteri; Salmoniformes; Salmonidae
Source: the annotation of a GenBank genome assembly